CUCCCUUGUCCUCUUUAAAGCCCCAUAAAACAAAUGUCACAAAAGUAAACUUUACUCAACUCACUUCAUAACUCACUUAUGAAUGUGUUUGUCAUCUUAAGAUAUACAGAAUUCAUCCACAUAUACUUGUCUCAUGUCCUUUCAAGAUGUUCAUACCUAUUAUUAUACCACUUAAAAUAUUAUGUUAAAAUGCAAAUUUCUUUAUUUCAAAGAUGUAUAUAUUUCUAAAGGUAUUUGGGGUCUUCAUUUGACAGUAAAAAUGAAAUAGAUUAACUCCUGUCUUCUGUAAACCCUUAUAGUUUUGUCAAGGACCAGCUUUGUGUAAUUAAUAAUGAAGGUUUUUGUGCAUGUAGAGCAGAGACCAGUAAUGGAUAAUAACAGACAGGGUAGAGUGUUACUUUGUGUUAUGUUUUAUACAAGUAUGUGUAAAAUGUAUAUUGUUUGAAAUGCAUUUGCUAUGGAGCUUAAUAUUAAAUAUCUAAGUGUACAUUUACAAACCUACCUACAUAUACAUUGUACAUUUGCUACUUUUUAAUUUGUGAAAUGCUACCAACUAGAAUUAUUUGAGGAGUUAAAAAUAGAGGCCUAAGUUGGAGAAUAAAAGAAAAUUAUUUAUAAAAGAACUAUUUAAGUUCUCUAUGUGCAUGCAUAUUGCUAGUACUGUAUAUGAUUAUGUAUUAUGUGCACAUAUUUUGGUAAGUAUGUGGCAAUGAUUUAACACUGGCACAGAGUAGAACCCUCUACAUAUUUUAAUCUUUUAAGUAAUUAAUAUGAGGGAGUUCCUUUUUAAAGGACUCUGGAAACCAGUUUUAUGCAGUUUUCCCCUGUGCCUAGAUUGAGUCUUCAGUGUGAAUAGUUUGAAGAUUCCACUAAACUCGUGAAUGCUGUGACCAUGAGUGUUGGUGAUUCUCACCCUCUUCAAGGUUUUUCAACAUGAAUUACACGGAGUCCAGCCCCCUGGCGCAGUCAACUGUAGCCGGCUUUACAUCUGAGUUAGAAAGUCUCACACCCUUGCCUUCCAAUGAGACCACUUGUGAGAACUGGCGAGAGAUUCACCAUCUGGUUUUCCAUGUAGCGAACGUUUGCUUUGCAGUUGGUUUGCUAAUUCCCACCACCCUUCACCUCCACAUGAUACUGCUCAGAGUGAUGUUAUCUGUAGGAUGUACCCUUUAUGUAGUCUGGGCCACUCUCUACCGCUGUGCCUUGGAUAUGAUGAUCUGGAACUCGGUAUUCCUGGGUAUCAAUAUUUUGCAUCUUUCAUAUCUUUUGUACAAGAAAAGACCGGUCAAAAUUGAAAAGGAGCUGGGCGGGGUCUACCACCGGCUGUUUGAGCCACUCCGAGUCCCUCCGGAUUUAUUUAGAAGGUUAACUGGACAGUUUUGUAUGAUCCAGACCUUGAAAAGGGGCCAGGUUUAUGCCACAGAGGACAAAACCUCAGUUGAUGAUCGUCUUAGCAUUCUCCUAAAGGGAAGAAUGAAGGUCUCCUAUCGAGGACAUUUUCUGCAUAACAUUUACCCGUGUGCCUUUAUAGAUUCUCCCGAAUUCAGAUCAACCCAGAUGCACAAAGGCGAAAAAUUCCAGGUCACCAUUGUUGCAGAUGAUAACUGCAGGUUUUUAUGCUGGUCCAGAGAAAGACUGACUUACUUUCUGGAGACAGAACCUUUUCUGUAUGAAAUUUUUAGGUACCUUAUAGGAAAAGACAUUACGAAUAAGCUGUACUCACUGAACGAUCCCACCUUAAAUGAUAAGAAAGUGAAGAAGUUGGAGCCGCAGAUGAGCCUCUGCACGCAGAUCUCCAUGCUGGAGAUGAGGAAUAGCAUCACCAGCUCCAGCGACUGCGAGGACGGCCUCCACCACUUUCUUCGGGGCUCCUCCAGCACGGCUUCCCUCCCCAUGUCCUCCCCGCAGCAGCGAGCCUCCGCCAAGAUGAAGCCAAUCGAGGAAGGGGUAGAGGAUGACGACGAGGUCUUCGUGCCAGUGUCUCCAGCAGCGCUCCAAGUCCAUCAGUUGCCUUGAGCGGCAUCUGGUGACCGCAAGGGAAGCUGUAUUGAUGAGCGGAAGUCCCACACUGCCGUGACCUUGUGACUUUUGGGUGGUUUGCUUCAGUCCUGCCAGAAGGGAAGCGAGGGAGGGUCGCAGACAGGAGCUGUGUGCUGCCUGUCCUGUCAGCCAGCUAGCUCCUUGUGUUAGCCGAGCCUCCUGACGAGACCUUGCUCUAUUUUGAGAUACGUAUUUUUGCAGUAGAUAUAUAUCAAUAUUAUUUUAGUUAUAAUCUUAAAGCUAUGAACACAAACGCCUUUUCGCUUAUUUUUCUAAGUUGUGGCCCUUUUCUCACGUGUACUUUUCCCUCUAUCACGAGAACUUAGAACAAGUUCUUCUGAUCAUUUUAACGAUGUAAGUCGAAAUUGAGGCUGACAUGACAUUAAAAAGUUUACCUUUUGUUCAAUUGA
This is a messenger RNA of Mastomys coucha (southern multimammate mouse), 2450 nucleotides long. It is a transcript of the gene Popdc1, whose product is annotated as blood vessel epicardial substance. NCBI's taxonomy places the organism in Eukaryota, Metazoa, Chordata, Mammalia, Rodentia, Muridae. Bases 934 to 2016 code for a protein of 360 amino acids. The record is from RefSeq and is a predicted model, not a curated record. Gene Ontology annotation, cellular component: sarcolemma. Gene Ontology annotation, molecular function: cAMP binding. The transcript has 8 exons.